Spea bombifrons (plains spadefoot toad) is the source of this 2410-nucleotide messenger RNA. RefSeq names its product glucuronic acid epimerase (gene GLCE). Lineage: Eukaryota; Metazoa; Chordata; Amphibia; Anura; Pelobatidae. The transcript has 4 exons. Gene Ontology annotation, molecular function: heparosan-N-sulfate-glucuronate 5-epimerase activity. Bases 329 to 2155 code for a protein of 608 amino acids. The record is from RefSeq and is a predicted model, not a curated record. Gene Ontology annotation, cellular component: Golgi apparatus. Gene Ontology annotation, biological process: heparan sulfate proteoglycan biosynthetic process.
GCUUUGCCAGCGAUGCAUCUAUUUUGAAAAAGAGGCUUGAACCGCAAAGAAGUCCCAGCAACUUCGUGAAUGUUUCAUGUUCGCCUGGUGAUUGGCUGGCGGAGUAUUAGGCAAACCCCAGGACCGCGUAUUCUGUUUCUGAUUGGUGGCAUAUACAGCUAUCGCUACAAUAUGAUUGGCUAAUCCUGUACCGCCGACAAUGGUCUAAUUGGUUGAUUUGUGCCUGGGGGAGGGCGGCUGGUGUUGAUUCCUUAGGCCUGGCCUGAGAAGCAAAACCGGGUCCGGCGCGGGAAUCUGACUGGUGCUGCGGUGUAGGUAUGGUGUGAACAUGCGUUGCUUGGCAGCUCGGGUCAACUAUAAGACUCUGAUCUUCAUAUGCUCUCUCUUUACACUGGUGACUGUGUUGCUGUGGAACAAAUGUUCUUCAAACGAUCAUUACUCCAGCCUGCCAUGGAGCCCUCAGGAAGGUUUUAGAGUCGAUGGUCUAGACAAGAGGGCCUUGGCUUCAGAGAGCAAUGCAGCCAAUGGACAGCUCCGAUCAGAAGAAGCUUCACCGCAAGAGCAGCAGAAGGCUCCACCUCUGGUGGAGGCCAAAGGAAAUGGGCCGAAAUAUGAGGAUAUCGACUGUGUGAUAAAUGAGGAUCAGGUGGUGCGAUGCAGGAGAGAAGGGAAUGAAGUGUAUAUGCCGUUCUCAUGGGCAGAAAAGUACUUUGAAGUAUACGGAAAAAUUGCACAGUACGAUGGCUUUGAACGGUUUGAAUUUUCCCACAGUUACUCCAAAGUAUAUGCCCAACGUGGACCAUACCACCCUGAUGGGGUCUUCAUGUCUUUUGAAGGGUAUAACGUGGAGGUGAGAGAUCGUGUGAAGUGCAUCAGUGGAGUAGAAGGAGUCCCGUUAUCCACCCAGUGGGGGCCACAAGGCUACUUCUACCCAAUCCAAAUCGCUCAAUACGGUCUAAGUCAUUACAGCAAGAACCUGACUGAGAAGCCGCCGCAUGUGGAGGUGUAUGAGAAGGCAGAUGAGACCGAUGGAGGGGUGGCCGGUGUGUGGACAGUCCCCAAGGGAGCUUCUGUCAGAACAGUGUAUGACAAGACCAGAUAUAGCCAUGUCAAGCAUUUUGUGGUUCCAGGAAAUUCUGAGGGUGCAUCACUAACGCUUGGGAACACAAAAGACUUCAUACUAUCUCUAGACUUAAAAUUCCUGACUAAUGGCAGCAUAUCAGUGGUGCUGGAGACCACUGAGAAAAACCAGAUAUUCACUAUACACUAUGUCACUAAUACACAACUCAUUGCUUUCCACAAUCAUGAUGUCUUCUAUGGGGUGGGAUCCAGACAGACCUGGAGUACACUAACCCGUGACCUAGUGACUGAUCUGAAGAAGGGGGUAGGACUGUCAAAUACAAAGGCUGUCCGCCAGACCAAGAUUAUGCCGAAAAAGGUUAUUCAGAUUGUUGUUAAGGGCAGCGGCUUCCUUGACAAUGUCACAAUAUCGACUACUGCCCACACAGCUGCCUUCUUCUCUGCUAGUGAUUGGCUGUUAAGAAAUCAAGAUGCUAAGGGCGGGUGGCCAAUAAUGGUUACCAGAAAGCUGGGAGAGGGUUUCAGGGCAUUAGAACCGGGGUGGUACUCUGCCAUGGCUCAGGGACAAGCCAUAUCCACACUGGUCCGUGCGUACUUGUUGACCAAGGAGCAAAAAUACCUGGACUCGGCGCUCAGGGCAACUGCUCCCUUCAAGCUACCCUCUGAAAAACAUGGUGUGAAAGCAGUGUUCAUGAACAAAUACGACUGGUAUGAGGAAUACCCUACUACUCCUAGCUCCUUUGUGUUGAAUGGCUUCAUCUACUCCUUGAUUGGCUUGUAUGACCUGAAGGAAACUGCGGGAGAAAAGCUGGGAAAAGAGGCUCGACAGCUGUUUGAGAAAGGGAUGGAGUCCCUGCGAGCCAUGCUGCCUCUUUAUGACACUGGAUCUGGGAGCAUUUAUGAUCUGAGGCACUUCAUGCUAGGUAUUGCCCCAAAUCUGGCUCGCUGGGACUAUCACACUACCCACAUCAAUCAGAUUCAGCUCCUAUCUAGUGUGGAUGGAUCUCCUAUUUUGAAAGACUAUGUCAAACGUUGGAAGACCUACCUGAAAGGAGGCAGAGCAAAGCACAACUAAAGUCAGAACCAUAGCCAGAAACCAAAAGCUGCCAGGGUCUGACGGGUACCUCGACACAUCCCUCUCCAUCUGGGGUCUGUCAUGCCUGAAAAUAUAUAACGUUCAAGUAAUUUAAGGUGUGUUAAACAUGCUAGUGUUUUAGAUUUCAUAUUAGUUUGACUCUGGAAAGUUUGAAGCAGGUCAGGAAAUGUAUGUUUGUGUGUGUGUAUAUAUCUAUAUGCGUUCCAAAGAGUUGGUUACUUUUUCUGUUUAUUC